GUAGAUGAGGAGUGGCCAGAGCAUCUGCAGAAUGCUCUUCACAAACUAUGGCUUUUGUAUGAGGAUUGCCAGCGUGCUAAUAGGAUGGCAUGUCUGGAACAUUCAUCACUUGUCCACAAUCUCACAUCACAGAAGAACAAGCUACAGGAGACUUAUGAGAAGCUUGUUGAGGAUGUGAACAACCUACUUGAUGCCCAGGACAAUAUUCCCAAGGAAAAUGAAGUCCAACAAGGUGAACAUGAGGAGAUCACUCCUCCUUUGGACAACAAUAUUUCAGCUUUGAAGGAACAGCUGGGUGCAAUGGAUGCUGAGAACAAAGAACUGAAGCAAAAGGUUGACCAGUUGAAGAGCAUUCAGGUUGCCCAAGGUAAUGUGAUUAGGAAUCUGAAGUUUGCUCAUUUGAAGGAGAAGGAAAAGUUGAGCACUGAGAGGAGGAAUUUGGAGUUUCACAUUGCUGAUCUUGUCAAAGCUAGAGUGACAAGAACAAGAGAAAGCUGA
Molecule: messenger RNA, 498 nt
Organism: Aegilops tauschii subsp. strangulata
Lineage: Eukaryota; Viridiplantae; Streptophyta; Magnoliopsida; Poales; Poaceae
Molecular function (GO): zinc ion binding
Source: RefSeq, a predicted model, not a curated record